AUGGGCAGCAUGGCAAAAAGUGGGAUUAUUGGCAUGGUGCCUGGGCAUCACCUGGAAAGCACAAGGGCAGUCAAGCCCCUUUUCCUGCAUACGAUGCCAAAGAUCGCCACAAAGACCACUGGGACUACAGCGACAGGGCGGCUCCGGCAGAGGCACCGGAACAGACCUUUUUCCCAAGUGCUGCAGACGACUCUCAAUGGGACGAGAAAAGCGGAGCAGAAGGUCUAUACCUUGCAAAGUCAGUUGGAGGAACGCAAGAAGCAGUGGACAGAGUACUUGGACAAGAUGCACAAGGGCUGGGUUCGCGAAAAGAACCGCUACGAGAAGGAGGUUCUUCGCCUGCAAGGCGAGCUGCAGAAAGCGGUUCAGAACCAAGACGCGGCCAGACACACCUUGACACAAGUCGCUCAUGGUCACGCCCCACCGACGGAGGAACCGGCCGAGGAUGGAUGGGAUGCCAUGAUGAUGGAAUGGGAGGCCGAGCACGAAGCACAUGGGCCGGCCUCAGUCCUACAGCGUGCUCUGGCAGCGACCCAUCAGACAGGACCGCCACAAGCAGAGGUAGCGGCCUUUCUGGUGGCAACGACGGCGCAUGAGCUCGUUUGCAGGGCGCGAGACUCAGAGCCACCACCUGGUAUGGGAACAGCCAAUGCAGAAGCACCACCAGGCCUUCAGCAGUCAAAUGCAGAUGUGACGAUGGCUUACGGGCCGGUUCCAAAUGCAGUUCCAGGGCCCAUGCCAACUGCAGCUAUGUCCCCGCAUACCCGAGUUAUGCACCAUGCAGGCCACUCAGGACUGGCGACGCGGGCCCCAGUCAAGUCGAGGACGUCUCCAUAUCCGAUCAAAUCGUCAGGGCCCACUCUCGAAACCAAGCUGGAUGCUGCCCGUGCUGCAGCGCUUCAGGAAGCAGCAGCCGCCACCCAGGCGGAGGCACGGCCUCCUGGACAAGAUGCUCAGCCCAGCGGCCCCACGGGUACAGGAAAUGGUCCUGGAGAGAAGGCACACUUUGUGGAGGACGACGACGACCCUGCACCAGACAAGGACCAUCCGGCUUCCCCCGGACUGGCAAGGCUGGAGUGA
This is a messenger RNA of Symbiodinium sp. CCMP2592, 1080 nucleotides long. NCBI's taxonomy places the organism in Eukaryota, Dinophyceae, Suessiales, Symbiodiniaceae. The record is from the annotation of a GenBank genome assembly.